This is a messenger RNA of Oryza brachyantha (malo sina), 1983 nucleotides long. RefSeq names its product RING finger and transmembrane domain-containing protein 2-like. The record is from RefSeq and is a predicted model, not a curated record. The coding region runs from base 115 to 1518 and encodes 467 amino acids. Lineage: Eukaryota; Viridiplantae; Streptophyta; Magnoliopsida; Poales; Poaceae. The transcript has 8 exons. Gene Ontology annotation, biological process: positive regulation of ERAD pathway. Gene Ontology annotation, molecular function: ubiquitin protein ligase activity.
GUAAACCAACCCAACCCAAGCAAGGGGGAUCUCUCGAAUCUCCCCAUUCCAGGGGCCUCGUCUCCUCCGCGUCCGCGUCCGCGUCCGCCUCCGCCUUGUAGGGUUUCGCCGGCGAUGGAGCCACCGGUGGGAGGCUCCUCCGAUCGCCGGGGAGCCGGGGCCGGCGCGGGCGCCGAGGCUGGGGCCGGGGCCGGGGCCGCGCCGUCUGGCCUCCGCCGCUACGGCUUCAGGUUCUCCGCCUCCAGCCUCCUCCAGGCCCCGCUCGCCGCGCUGCUCGAGUACUCCGGCGUCGUGCCCGCCGGCCCCGCCGCCCCGCAGACGGGGGCGCCUUCGCCGCUGUCGUCCUCGUCGGGGGCUGGGGCGGCGGCGGGGGAGGCCGAUGGGCUGCUCUCCGCGGCCGCGGCUGGGGACGGGGAGGUCUCGAUCCGGAUCCAGGGCGGCCCCGGGGAUGCGGACGCGGCGGGCGUCGCGGGGGCGGCGUCCUCCGGGGGGGAUUCGAUCGAGGCGACCUCCGCCGCCGACGUUGACCCGGCCUCGGCCGCGGCGGGGGCGAGGGGUGGCGGCGCCGACGCGGAGGCGAGUGGUGGGGGCGCGGACGGCGCGUCGGGGAACGGGGGCGGGGACCGCGCCUACCAGCGGUACGACGUGCACCACGUCGCGAGGUGGAUCGAGCAGAUACUGCCGUUCUCGCUGCUGCUGCUCGUCGUCUUCAUACGGCAGCAUCUCCAAGGUUUCUUUGUCACAAUUUGGAUUGCUGCUGUAAUGUUCAAGUCAAAUGAUAUAUUGCGGAAACAAACUGCUUUGAAGGGCGAGAGGAAAAUUGCUGUGCUUGUCGGGAUUACAGUAAUCUUCAUGAUUCAUGUGUUUGGUGUCUAUUGGUGGUACAGGAAUGAUGAUCUUCUCAGACCUCUGUUCAUGCUUCCUCCAAAAGAAAUACCACCAUUUUGGCAUGCAAUUUUUAUCAUCAUGGUCAAUGAUACAAUGGUUCGCCAGGCAGCAAUGGCCAUUAAGUGCAUGCUACUUAUGUAUUAUAAGAAUAGCAGAGGUCGUAACUACCGUAAGCAGGGCCAAAUGCUAACCCUUGUGGAAUACCUUCUGCUUCUAUAUCGUGCCUUGUUGCCAACUCCUGUUUGGUACCGUUUCUUUCUAAACAAGGAAUAUGGGAGUCUAUUUUCGUCAUUAACCACUGGACUAUACCUGACCUUCAAGUUGACUUCAGUAGUUGAAAAGGUUCAGUCAUUCUUAGCUGCAGUAAAAGCAUUGUCACGCAAAGAUGUGCAUUAUGGGUCUUAUGCAACAGCUGAACAGGUAAUUGCUGCUGGUGAUAUGUGUGCCAUCUGCCAGGAGAAGAUGCAUGUUCCUGUCCUCCUCCGCUGUAAACAUAUUUUUUGUGAGGACUGUGUCUCUGAAUGGUUUGAGCGAGAACGGACAUGCCCCUUGUGUAGAGCAUUGGUAAAGCCUGCUGAUAUUCGGUCAUUUGGUGAUGGUUCUACAAGUCUUUUCUUCCAGUUGUUUUAGACAUCAAAUGGGAAGCCGCUAACAUAUAACAGUGGACAAGCAAUUGCUUAUGAAAAUCCGAGUGAAUCUUUUUUUUUCUUUAUCAUGUCACACCAUCGUCCCGUGCACUUCUGUCAAAGUUGAGAAGGUCCACAGAGAUCAUUGGACAGUGCACGAUCUGUCUGAUUCAUCAUCUAUAUGUUCGAGAAAUAGUUUAGAGAACUUGUCAGUUGCAACGUUAGUGUAGGUUUGCAGCAAAUCUUUCUGGGCCUGGUAUUUUCUGGAGGAACAAUCAAUUCUAAUGCAAAGACCUGGUGCGUCUGAUCACGCCAUGCUGUUGGCUUGCAUAUUGUAAAAAUUGGCAAUUUUUGCAAGUGUAUGUGCAACUGGAACGAGCAAGUUUUGCUUAGCAAGACGAGGGAAGGGAAGUGGUAAGAAUGUAAUCUGUAAAGCUUUGAUACGUGAAAAAUGUUGAAAACCAUAUUA